This is a messenger RNA of Phytomonas sp. EM1, 891 nucleotides long. Lineage: Eukaryota; Euglenozoa; Kinetoplastea; Trypanosomatida; Trypanosomatidae. The record is from the annotation of a GenBank genome assembly.
AUGGGUGGAAACAAGAAAGUUGGCCGCUAUGAGCUUGGAAAGACACUUGGUGCGGGGAACUUUUCCAAGGUUAAGCAUGCUAUAGAAUCCUCUACGGGGAAGGAGUGGGCGAUCAAAAUUAUCGACAAGGAGCAGCUCGUUCGAGAGCGAAUGGAGGAACAGUUAAAGCGCGAGAUCGCCGUCAUGAAGAGACUUCGGCAACCCAACAUUAUCGAACUCCACGAGGUGAUGCAGACCUCCAACCACAUCUACCUUGUGCUUGAGCUGGUCACCGGUGGGGAGCUGUUUGAAAAGAUCGCAAGCGAGCGUAGGUUUGAUGAGAAAACCGCGAGGAAGUACUUCCACCAGCUAAUCUGUGGGAUCCACUACUGCCACCAGCAGGGCAUUGCGCAUCGUGAUCUAAAGCCGGAGAACCUCUUGCUAGACGAGCACGGCACGCUGAAGAUUUCGGACUUCGGCCUCAGCAACAUCCAGCGGCCCACCGUGGGGACGGGCAACACGAUGCUCCAGACGGUCUGCGGGACGCCGAACUACGUCGCCCCGGAGGUGCUGAAGGAGCAGGGCUACGAUGGGCUCAAGGCGGAUAUCUGGAGCUGUGGAGUAGUGUUGUUUGUCAUGUUGGCUGGGUUCUUGCCCUUCGAUGACGAGAAUGUGAACGCGUUGUUUAACAAAAUCGAGCGCGGCGAGUAUCGCAUUCCGCGUUGGUUCUCCCCCGGCGCGAAGGACUUAAUCCAGAGUAUUUUGACCGUAGACCCGGAUAAGCGCAUCACGUUGGAUGGGAUUAUCCGGCAUGAGUGGUUCCAGGUAGAUUGGUCUCCAGAGCUACUUCACCAGGGCCUGGAGUACACAAGGUCGGGGAGGGAUAAUCAUAGAACGUCCAACACUGGCUGA